Messenger RNA from Macrosiphum euphorbiae (potato aphid), 480 nucleotides. Lineage: Eukaryota; Metazoa; Arthropoda; Insecta; Hemiptera; Aphididae. The record is from the annotation of a GenBank genome assembly.
AUGCCCAAACCAAUAUCACAGAGUGUCAGCAUAAGGGAAAUUACGCUAUCAGAACGAAAUGAUGAAGACAACUCAAUUAUCGUUAGUCAAGACGAGCAAGAAAUCAAUCACGAAGGAAUCAUUGAAGUAGUCAGGAAAAAAUUAAGAACUAGAGCCGACGCAAGGAACCGCGUCAAAGAUCAGGCAAAGAAGUUCAUCCAAUACCAAGUUGGCCAGCAAGUGCUAGUCAAAGAACACAAAUUAUCAUCAGGUGAAGAUAAUGAAAUUCAUAAAUUCUUCUUACUAUACCGGGGACCCUACACCCUGGUACAGAUAAGGGACAACAAUACAGUACUCGUAGAAGAUUCAAGGGGACAAACAAUGCGAUACAACGUCAAAAACGUCAAACCGUAUCACUCAUUGCCAAGGAAAGACGAAGACUUGUGUUUCCCUCCUGAUCCAGGAAAAUCCUGCGAUCCAUUCCUCUCUUUUCCUAAUUAA